CCGUAUCUUGAGUACCACGGAAUCUCAAAGGCAAGCAAUUGAAAUGUUGAAGAAAAAGGCAAAAACUUCGCUGUCUUCAAAAGCUGAGCAGCAUUCAUCUCAAGAAAGCAUGUGGGGAGCACCCAGGAAACAUAUCAUUAUUCAUAUCACUAUGUCGUUGAUAGUCUUGAUUCUGGCUUUGUCGCUCAUCUAUGUCUUAAUAACUCGACGUAAACGCAAGUCAAAGCCUAUGGCAUUCACCUCGAAACUGUACAACGAGAGGCCAAUGAGUGCAUUACCUCUGGAUGAGGAUUUUAACAGAGAUUCUACAAUUGAUUUUAACAGAGAUUCCAGAAUUGACUUUAACAGAGAUUCAAGAAUUGACUUCAACAGAGAUUCAAGAAAUGUUUGAAUUAGAAUGUGAAUGGCAGUCAUCGUAGGCAUUUCUCACUAACUUAAUUUAUAAUCUAAAAUAGAGACGAAGAGAGAAAGUUAUAAUCCUUACAAAAAAAGGCAUCUACUAACUUCGAACUUCUGACGGGAAAUUGGUAUUCGAUUGUCGUCCACAGUUACUGAUCGAUUUUUUCCCUCAUUCAUGGCGAGAUGGAUGUUAAAUACAUUGUACUAAAUUUUUAAAAAUUUCUACUUAUGUAAAUAAUUAAUGCUUGUUAAAUUUUAUUUAGUUUGUACCAUUUGUGUACCCAAGGAAUUUGUACCCCCAAUAAACUCUCGGUUGUUGGGUGUGUAUGCGUUACUUGAUGUAACAAUAAUUAUUAACAUUUCGAUAUUCCCGCUCUUUUUGCAAAAAAAGGACAGGCAGCCAUUGCCUUUGGUCGUUUCGAGAAGAAAAAUGUUGGCGUAUUUUACAGCUUUUUUCAUCCUUUAUGUGGCCAGUCAUUGUUGGUAGAAAGUGCAAACGAAAAGUGUGAGUUUUUUCUUUGUUAACUUAGAGAUCUAUUAUUGCUCGUGUUGUUGAUAUUUUUUCUUUGAUAUCGACAAAUCGUUGGCUUUCAAGCAAUGUGCAUGGUUCUCGUCUAGUCUACUGUGAAAAAAUUAGAUAAAAUUGCUCAAAAAGCAUUUGAAAACAAGGUUUCGUGCAUAGCAUUCGUGACGAAUUCCCACGGUUUAGCUAUGAAUUGUAUCCUGGAUUUGAAUGAUAUUUUCCCAUCAA
Xenia sp. Carnegie-2017 is the source of this 1150-nucleotide messenger RNA. RefSeq lists its product as uncharacterized. Bases 44 to 391 code for a protein of 115 amino acids. NCBI's taxonomy places the organism in Eukaryota, Metazoa, Cnidaria, Anthozoa, Malacalcyonacea, Xeniidae. The record is from RefSeq and is a predicted model, not a curated record. The transcript has 3 exons.